CUGUAUGGCACGGCUGGCUGCACGCUGAGCACUCAUCCAUGGACUUGGAAGCUAAAGAUGAAGAGGAAGAGAGUCUGCAAACGGCUUUCAAAAAGCUGAGAGUAGAUGCAGCAGGAUGUAUUGCGGCUCUGUCUGUUGGUGACGGGACGAUGCUGAGAACAGCAAGAGCAGCUGUGGAUGGAGCCAAGCAACAGACUGUCUGCUCAAAGGAAGUGUGGCACGGGUGUGUGAGAAAGCCUUCCAGAGGAUCAGCCAGAGUCCCACGUCGCAGGCGCUCCAAGUCUCCCGUCCUACAUCCUCCCAAGUUCACUUACUGCAAUAUGAAAGCCAACAACCAGCUGAAACACAAAACCCAGGCAGAUAUGUCAAAGGGUGGCAUCAGCUCAGACGUUUUUGUCACAGCAGAACACGGUACGAAGGACGGGCACGAUUCUCACUUUGACGCUAGUGAUGACAAAACUGAACCUUUGGAAGCUUUCACCGCUGAAGAGCCUUUGGAGAAGUCAAGAGAGAAUUGUCCUACUCUCUCUUCAUCCUUUGAGACUAGCUUGCAUUCUAGCCAGACCUCAGAUUUCCAGUCCUUAUCCAUGCUUAGCAAUGGCAGGCAGUGCCCUUGUACGGACAAGAAAUGUCAGUGCCAACAGUGGCGAACCAUGGAAGUGUACUCCUUCUCUGGCUUACGGAGUGUCCUGUCAGAGUGCGAGAAGGCAGUCCUAGGAGUCCACACCCAGGCUCUUCAGAAUAGGUCCCCUUGUGGGACAGCCUCAUCAAGUUCUCCUAGGUCUUGUUCUGAGCAAGCUCGAGCCUUUGUGGAUGACGUGACUAUUGAAGAUCUCUCAGGAUACAUGGAAUACUACUUGUAUAUUCCCAAGAAGAUGUCUCAUAUGGCAGAAAUGAUGUAUACUUGACUGAAAGCAAUAGAGAAUCCUGAGUCAGUCUGUGAUAACGGUUGGGUUAAAUGCCUUGUCAGUGCCAUGUUUUCACUCUCGUGUGUUUGAUCAGAUAUUUCUUUGCCUCAUACAGUUUAGUUUUCUAAUAAAAUGAAAAAUGGAAUAUAGUUUCUGAGCUUAGUUCUAAAAAGAAUGCACUAAAGUCUGAAUACAUUAACAAAAGCACUGUAGAUCUAAUGACUCCCCUUGGUUUUGGAUUUGUGCUGUGGAUAUUCAAGCUCUGUAGUGCUGUUUUCACUAUCAUUUGAGGGGG
Molecule: messenger RNA, 1203 nt
Organism: Pezoporus flaviventris
Lineage: Eukaryota; Metazoa; Chordata; Aves; Psittaciformes; Psittacidae
Product: oxidative stress-responsive serine-rich protein 1-like
Exons: 3
Coding region: 39-908 (289 amino acids)
Biological process (GO): cellular response to hydrogen peroxide
Source: RefSeq, a predicted model, not a curated record